GUGUCCCCCAAGGGUCCCUGCAGGAGGAUGCAGAGUAUGAGCUCCGAGUGCAGGAAUCAGUAACAGUGCAGGAGGGUCUGUGUGCAGACGUGCCCUGCUCUUUCUCCUACCCCUGGAGCUGGUGGUCUUUCCCUGGGAUCCCAUAUAUGUACUGGUUCCGGGAUGGGGACAAUAUAUACAAUUCCCAGCCUGUGGCUACAAAUAACCGAAGGAUAAAGGUGAAGACAGAGACCCAGGACCGAUUCCACCUCAUCGGGAACCCCCCGGACAGCAACUGCUCCCUGAGAAUCAAAGAGGCCAGGACGAGCGACCAGGGAGUCUACCAAUUCCGAGUGGAGAGAGAUAACGUGAGAUAUACUUACAGAAAUAAGAAGCUGACCCUGAAGGUGGCAGCCCUGACACAGAAACCGGACAUCCACUUUUUGGAGCCCCUGAGGUCUGGCUUCCCCCAAAACCUGACCUGCAGUCUGCCGGGAUUCUGCGAAGGGGGAAGACCUCUCACCUUCUCCUGGGUAGGGGGUGCUCUGGACCGGCUGGACCCCCAGACCGUGUCCUCCUCAGUGCUGACCCUCACCCCGAGACUGCAGGACCAUGGCAGCAACCUCACCUGUUGGGUGUCCCUGCCAGGAGCUCAGAGCACCGUGGAGAGAACCAUCAGGCUCAAUGUGUCCUACGCUCCACAAUUGAUGACCACCCACAUUUUUUCAGGGAAACUACACAGAUCCGUUCCCUGCACAGCCUAGAAAUCCUUCACAGCCUCAGAGAAGUCAUUCAGGAGGCCAUCUUUCUCAAGUUCUGGGUUAUUCAUUUGUUUCCCCAGCCAGCUGAUUUGUGGAAUAUUGCAACUGUUGCAGAUUUUCCUCUGGUUGCUUGAAUCCUGCUUACUUCCUAGUUAGCUCAUCAAAUUCUUUAUCAGGGACGCCUGGGUGGCUCAGUGGUUGAGCGUCUGCCUUUGGCUCAGGGCAUGAUCCUGGAGUCCUGGGAUUGAGUCCUGCAUCAGGCUCCUCCGCAGG
Molecule: messenger RNA, 1013 nt
Organism: Canis lupus familiaris (dog)
Lineage: Eukaryota; Metazoa; Chordata; Mammalia; Carnivora; Canidae
Product: sialic acid-binding Ig-like lectin 14
Exons: 4
Coding region: 147-743 (198 amino acids)
Biological process (GO): cell adhesion
Cellular component (GO): plasma membrane
Molecular function (GO): sialic acid binding
Source: RefSeq, a predicted model, not a curated record